AUGAGCUUCCAACCUCUUAACCCCCGUCCGUUCCUGCAGGCUAGAGUCGGCACCGAGCUCGUCAUUCGCCUGAAGUGGGGUCAGACUGAGUACAAGGGUACCCUGGAGAGCAUCGACUCGUACAUGAACGUCCUGCUGCGUGAUACCGAGGAGUAUCUCGAUGGAAAGCACACUGGAUCUCUGGGUCUUGUGUUGAUCCGGUGUAACAACAUCCUCUGGAUGGGCGAUGCCAGCACCGUUGAAAUGAAAGACGUUGGGUUACAAUAA
Penicillium atrosanguineum is the source of this 267-nucleotide messenger RNA. Its product is annotated as small nuclear ribonucleoprotein F. The record is from RefSeq and is a predicted model, not a curated record. Gene Ontology annotation, biological process: mRNA splicing, via spliceosome; spliceosomal snRNP assembly. Gene Ontology annotation, cellular component: U1 snRNP; catalytic step 2 spliceosome. The coding region runs from base 1 to 267 and encodes 88 amino acids. Gene Ontology annotation, molecular function: RNA binding. Lineage: Eukaryota; Fungi; Ascomycota; Eurotiomycetes; Eurotiales; Aspergillaceae. The transcript has 4 exons.